UCUGGCGCAGCGGCGGAUCUCCUCGCCGAGCCGAUCCACGGAGGGAGCUGCCAGUCUCGAUCUUGCGGCGUUGCUUGCCCAUUCGCGCUGGAUCAUAGCCGAUCGUCAUCCGGGCCGGAUGAGAAUGCCCUAAGUUUCAUGGCAUUUUCAUGUGGAGUAAGGUUCUUCUCGCCCUCGCCAUCGCCAUCGCCAUUCGCAGCGCCCAGAUCGACGUCCCAGCGGCAUUUGGCCUCUGCUAGCAUGGCUAGCGGCGGCGAUGGCGAUGGCGAUCCCAUCCGGCAUUGGAUCCUUGGAGAUGGCGGCGCCACCAAGAUCACCAGGAUUACGCCUGUGGGAGGCGGAUGCAUCAAUGCUGCCAAUCGCUACGACACGGACGCUGGCUCUUUCUUCGUGAAAACGAACAGAGGAAUCGAUUCUUCCAUGUUUGAGGCCGAGGCCGCUGGCCUGGAUGCCAUGUACCGGACGAACACUGUACGCGUGCCAAAGCCUCUAAAGGCAGGGAGUUUGCCCCGAGGAGGCUCUUUCAUCAUCAUGGAAUACAUCGAGUUUGGCGGAUCGACACUUCAUGGCCAGAGGGAGCUGGGGAGGAUGCUUGGGAAAAUGCACAAGGCUGGGAUUUCUGACAGGGGAUUUGGAUUUGAGAUGGAUAACACCAUUGGCAGCACACCGCAGCCGAAUCCAUGGACACCCGACUGGAUCACGUUCUUCCGUGAUCACCGCAUUGGUCACCAGCUGGAACUACUCUUGACGAAUUACAGCGACCAACAAAUCUACGAGAAAGGCAAAAAACUGCUGGAGAAGAUCCCAUAUCUUCUCAGAGACUUGAAGGACGUGCAACCGUGCUUGCUUCACGGAGAUCUCUGGAGUGGCAACAUGGCUUACGACAAGGAUGGCAAGCCUGUCAUUCUCGAUCCAGCUUGCUACUAUGGUCACAACGAGGCGGAAUUUGGAAUGUCGUGGUGUGCGAGUUUCAACUCAAGCUUCUACGAUGCAUACUUCAAAGAGAUGCCAAAGCAGAAGGGAUUUGAAGACCGGCUCCAUCUCUACAAGCUCUACCACUACUUGAACCAUUACAAUCUCUUUGGGAGCUCCUACCGCACGCAGUGUAUCUCGAUCAUAAGUCGGUACAAUAAUCAACUUUAGAAGAUGGUAAGAAGGAAUAUUACUUAGAAGCAUCAAAAGGCUAACUUGAUCGGAUUUCAAAAAUUCCUGCUAGAUCUAAAUUAGUUUUGUUCAGAAAGUUCAUAAGGUCUCUCUAUACAACAAGGCCAGAAGUGAAUGCAAAAUAAGUACCGAUCUUGCCCGGUA
Selaginella moellendorffii is the source of this 1308-nucleotide messenger RNA. RefSeq names its product protein-ribulosamine 3-kinase, chloroplastic. The record is from RefSeq and is a predicted model, not a curated record. The coding region runs from base 139 to 1143 and encodes 334 amino acids. Lineage: Eukaryota; Viridiplantae; Streptophyta; Lycopodiopsida; Selaginellales; Selaginellaceae. The transcript has 9 exons.